AUGCAGAGCAGACGAGGGGAGAGCUGCAGUUCGACUGGAUCCCCAGCUUUUGGCACAGAAAUAUCAGUGAUCGCCACCCCGCAAAUCAUUCGGUUCCAGAACCCCGCCUCAACUCGUCGCAAGUCACCUGGUCUGCUCCAACUGCCUCUGCUCCCACCUGGGGCGGCACAGUUUCUCGCAUCGAGAUUGGAGAUGGACGGCGUCGUCGAUGCUAGCCUUGUCACUACGAGGUACCGCUCGACCUCGACCAAGCUGUACGGGCUAAGCAUAGCGGCGGGCACCUACGACUCGCUUCACCUGCUUGGCACCCCUCCCAAGGCCAGUCCGUCCCAGCCAUUCCAUAGGCCAGCCGCGAGCCGGUGGGAGCUGCAGAGGCCUAGGGACGAGGUACCAGCAGCUGAGACAGCAUCACGCGACGCCUUUUCUGCAGCAGUUGAGCGACUCUUGCAGCAGCUAUUGCGUUUGCGAUUGUUCCAAAAUCUCCGAGUGUUACGAAGCUCGGGUCCGCAGCUAUAG
This is a messenger RNA of Trichoderma asperellum CBS 433.97, 516 nucleotides long. RefSeq lists its product as uncharacterized. NCBI's taxonomy places the organism in Eukaryota, Fungi, Ascomycota, Sordariomycetes, Hypocreales, Hypocreaceae. The record is from RefSeq and is a predicted model, not a curated record.